Molecule: messenger RNA, 3539 nt
Organism: Brienomyrus brachyistius
Lineage: Eukaryota; Metazoa; Chordata; Actinopteri; Osteoglossiformes; Mormyridae
Gene: pop1
Product: POP1 homolog, ribonuclease P/MRP subunit
Exons: 16
Coding region: 120-3041 (973 amino acids)
Biological process (GO): tRNA 5'-leader removal
Cellular component (GO): ribonuclease MRP complex; nucleolar ribonuclease P complex
Source: RefSeq, a predicted model, not a curated record
CGGAACUGAAAGACUUACACGUGACACGACAUGCGGAAUAAAAAGUUGGCUGGUCAGAAGCAAUGUGAGUGGCAGCAUAGAAGUGUGUGGAUUGGUGGCUUCAACACAAACUAGUUGAAAUGUCAGGAGCUAAACAUAGGAUGCGCAGUAAGAAGAUGAGGAAUCAGCCGAGCAGCGUCACCUACACCACGACGGGACGGGACACCUCGCAGGGCCGUUGGCGUAAUGGAGAAGAAACCGCAUUGUCUGGUCGAAAGCAUGAGCAUUUUGGACAUGCCCGAGGCCACGGCCCCCCACCCUCUGAUGCGGGCAGUCAGUGCACUGACUGGGUGAGGGGGCACUCCGCCAGGGGUGCCAUUCCGGCCCUGCCCAGGUUUAUCACCGCCUCGACCUUUGCUAUGGCCCGAGCAGCGGAGGUGAGCGCCAUGAUGAAGGCUGUAACCAAGACAACGGGCAGCUGCCACGUGUUCGGAGGGCUGCCCAAACACAUGCGGAGGAGAGCCAUGAGUCACAACACGAAGCGACUGCCCCGCCGGCUCAGGGAGGGGGCACAGAAGAUGAUGGAGAAGAGCAAGCAGGCGGGUCAAAAGGAGAGGAAGGACCAGUCGAAGAGGAAGAGUCGCAAGGCCCGCCGGCGCCAUGGCAACCUGCUGCUGGAGUUCAACCGGCGGCAGAGGAAGAACGUGUGGUUGGAGACUCACAUCUGGCACGCCAAGCGCUUCCACAUGGUAAAGCAGUGGGGCUACUGCCUCGGCGACCGGCCCACCUACAAGUGCUACCGCGCCUGCUACAGGGCCAUGAGCCAACACUGCCUCCUGCAGGACCUGUCGUACUACUGCUGCUUGGAGCUGCAGGGACCCGAGGAGGACCUGCUGGCGGCUCUGUCCAGGCUGACGAGCAAGGAGACCGGACCCACGUUUGCCGCAGCACAUUUCCUGUCUGGGAGGAGACAGGGCAGCGCGGUGCUGUACAGAGCGGAUGGGUACCCUGCAGCCCCCCUGGGCCCGGUGCUCUUCCUGUGGAGGCCGAGGACGGAGGCCUCCCCCCACAGGCAGCUGUGGAUCUGGAGUCAUCCCACUCUGAAGCAGGACCUCCUCCCCGAGCUGCAGGCCGUUUGCCAGUGUUCGGAGCCCCUGGCCCCUCCUGUUCCAGUUCCAGUCGCACCUCCGGCUCCAGAUCCAGACCCAGCCCAGACCCCAGAGGAGCCAGAUGGGAAGCAGCCACUGGGAAAGACGAGAAAGAGGGUGGGGGGCCAUCCAGAGGCCCCCAUUCCCACAAAGAAGAUCCUCGGAGAUGGCACCCGCUCCCCGUCUGCUGCUACGUCCUGGAGAUGUGACUCGACGGGCGUCGUCAUGAGCGACCUGACCAUGGAGCUCGUGCGUUACCGGCUGAUUGGCCCUCUCUCUCACAUGAUCCUGACAGACACUCUGACGCCCGCUUCAGCCUGCCAGGCCUCGGAUGGAGCAGAAACAUCCUGCUUUUGGUGGCCAGUGCACUGCAGAGAGGAGAGUCACGUGUCUCUCCACCAGCAACAGACAGCGGCAUUCCAGUUGCUCCAAGGGGUGCCAUCCACAGCUGACAUCCCGGCCGGCUCUGUGCUCGGACUCACCGUCGAUGACCCCAGGCUGACCUUGCCCAGUCAGAGAUGCAGAGCGACCCCGGAUGGCUGUUCGCUGCCAGGUGAUGCUGAGGUUGGAGACCGAGAGGACGAGCAGAAGGCUGUGAUGCUGCAAGGCCUCCCUGAGCAGUGUAGCCAGAGCUCCCUGUGGGAUCGCUCCGUACGGGACGACGUCAGGGAUAACAAGAUAUCAGAGCAGGAGCUGAACCAGAUGAAGAGUGAGCUGCUGGUCCCGGGUUCGAGGCUGCAGGCCACACCCCGACACGGCCGCAUCCCUGUGCUGCUGGUGCAACAGCCUGGGAAGCAGAUGGGCACUGAGAUGCGGUCGUGGGGCGCGGGUUGGGAUCUGCUGCUGCCCAAAGGCUGGGGAAUGGCCUUCUGGGUGCCCCUGGUGUACCGCGGGGUCCGUGUCGGUGGCCAGCAGGAGGCGCUCAAACACUCCCAGAAUAAGGGGAGCCCACACUUCCCACAUGACUUCCCAGACUGCCCAGCGGGGGCUCGGUUCCAGUGCCAGCAGGAGGCCCAGUUCUGCGAGACAUAUAAGAGGCGCCCACCUGCCAAGCGACCCAAUUUCAUAAAGCACGGCAGCCUGGCACCGUUCCUCUGCCCCUGGCAGCAGCUGGCUGAGGAGUGGGAGAUGAUCGUCGGGAAGGGGGGGGCCGGCGCACCCUCGCUGCCGCCAUCCGAGGUCCCUGAUCCACAGCUGCAGGACGUAGCGUCUUCGGCAGAUGACGCCCUCCGGCUAGAAAGAGGAUUUACUGUCCUGAGGAACAGGAAGGCUCUGCAGCAGCUGUCUGCUUGGUGCAGGCCCACCUCAUCUAGGGGUCAGAGGUCACGGAGGCCCGGCCGGUCACGGCAGGCUGAGCAGCCUCUCCAGCCAUUUGCUGCGUCUCUCUCGGCUCUGCACCAGCGCAGCCUGGUGUGGGCGCGCCUGGCGCUGCUGAGAAAGGGCCGCCCUGCGCUCCACGCCAUGAUCUGUGUGCCCGCAGCAGAGGACUUUGUGCUGCUGCGGCAGGAUGCAGCCUGCUGCGGCCCGCAGGAGCCCCGGCACGUCGACCACUUCAAGAGUCGCAUGAAACGGCGCAAGAAGGCAAAAAUGGGCAGUAACUCUUCAAAUAAGCUUGGAAAGAAUCCUGGCCUCACUGUAGGCCAGGACACUGGCUCCGCCCCUGGCCUCACUCUGGGCCUGUGGCCUAGCCCCCUGCCAAGUGUGACCUCCCACUGUUCACGGGUGACCCUUGGCUGGACGACGCAGGGGGACUUCUCCCUCUCGGCAGGUUGCGGGGAAGCCCUGGGCUUGGUCAGCCUGGCAGGCCUGCUUCACAUGUUGGCCGGGCAGCCUGAGGACCUACGCGGCCUGGUGCUGCUCCGUAACCCAGCCUCACUGCAGUACCGCUUUGCCAAGAUCACCAUUGAGGUGUGAGUGCGGGCAGGACCCUCAGGCCGUGCGGGGAGAGAAGGCUGACUGAGCUCGGAGGCGUCUGGCAUGUGUGGGUGAGCCUGUGCCUGCAGAUCAGCAGUGAGAACCACAUAUUUUCUUCUGGAGAAGAUGACAGAUGGUCUGAUGCGAUCUUGGUAUCGUGGAAGAUGUAAACAAGCCAUAACAUUUGCUUAGGAAAUUUUGCAUUGCCUCAAGAAGAAGGUACUUGAAAGCAUACAGACAUACGCACGGUUUACGGAAACACUUGGUUUCUGCGUUUUACUCUGUUCCUGCCUUAUCGAUAUGUUAUUGACAACUUUGGUAGGAUAUGCCAGUAUGAUCAAAAAAUAAUUUUAGUUACUGCGAAUUUUGCUAAUGCAAAGAAAUCAUUGGUCUGUGAAAUGCUACCCUUGGAGAGAUUAUUUUUUGAAGAACAUUUGGUGCAGUGUUAUGGCCAGGAAAUGUUUAUUCUAAAUAAAUACUAAUCAACCACAAGUCAAA